GAGGAUCGAAUAGUGUAUCCUUGCACUUUGGAAAGACAAGAUCUUCAAUAUUUUGGACCGUUCAAUAUAUAAUUUUGAAUUUAAUAGUGUCGCAUCAUGCAAAUACAUGUCAGUUUUUUGUUCAUUGUCUUCUUGGGAGCUGUGGCAAUUUCGACUGCAAAUCCACUUGAGCAACACGAACGAUGUGCAAAUGAUGAGUUAGAAAAAUCAAACGAGUUCCCAACGCCAAAACCGUUUCUUGACGAACCAGAAAGUGACACGGAGUCAGAAAUGCAAGAUCAAAAUAUCGUCUACAUUCCGCCCAACUUUGACAUUAACCAAAUUAAAGAAAUAACUGGAAUCAAAAGUGAUGCUCACAGUAAAAUCGGACAUUACGUGGGACGUAGUGAAUGCGAGUGUGGACGGCCUGGAGAACGCAGAAUUGUUGGUGGAGAGCCUGCAAAAAUUAACGAAUAUCCGUGGACUGUCGCCCUCCUUCGAAAAAACUGGCUUGGAAUUGUUAGCAUUACUGCUUUUUGUGGAGGCACACUAAUAAACGACAGAUAUGUCGUAACCGCGAGUCAUUGUGUGGAUGGCAUGAAUGCGGGUGGAAUCGUGGUCAGCCUUCAUGAAGAAGAUCAGUUUUCCACCUCUGAAACGUCAGCCGGGUCACAGAAAUUGACUGUCGAAAAGAUUACCAAACAUCCGAAUUAUAACCGAAGAAACAUUGAUAAUGACAUUGCUCUGCUAAAGUUAGCUACCCCAGUUCCUUUGGGCAAUGUUUUUGUUCCGGCAUGUUUACCUGCUGGCAACAACUUUACGUUUGAGGGCGAAAACGCAACUGCUGCAGGAUGGGGAACGACUUCUGAAGGUGGAGCAGUAUCUGGUGUUCUCCGGAAAGUAACUGUCCCAGUGAUGUCCAACUCUGACUGUAAUACAAAGACAAACUAUCAAGGGAAAAUUACGGACAACAUGCUUUGUGCUGGAAACCUUGAAGAAGGUGGAAAGGACUCCUGUCAGGGAGAUAGUGGUGGUCCGUUAACAAUAGAAAAUGGUGGCCGAAGGACUCUAAUUGGGGUCGUUAGUUGGGGAUACGGCUGUGCGAAGCCCAAGUCGCCAGGCGUUUACACACGCGUAGGACGAUUUCCAGAAUGGGUACUCCAAAACACACAAGGUGCGGAGUGGUGCCGUUUGUAAAUCUGACCAGAAAUAUAUCUACAGUUAACUCUACUACUAAAAUAUUGUUACAUUUUAAAUAAAAUGUUCAUAGUUAUGCAUAUCCAUUA
This is a messenger RNA of Folsomia candida, 1265 nucleotides long. RefSeq names its product trypsin-1. Bases 97 to 1176 code for a protein of 359 amino acids. Lineage: Eukaryota; Metazoa; Arthropoda; Collembola; Entomobryomorpha; Isotomidae. The transcript is spliced from 17 exons. The record is from RefSeq and is a predicted model, not a curated record. Gene Ontology annotation, biological process: proteolysis. Gene Ontology annotation, molecular function: serine-type endopeptidase activity.